CCCAGGUCCGGGCCGCCUGCCAGCCCCAGCAGCCCCACAUAUUAACAAGUCCCCAGAGAUGAGGACAACAUGGACCAAGUGGCUAAUGAUGAGCUUUGGGCAUUGAGCUCUAAGGAACUUGUAUCAGAAUGUCCAGCCUGAGUCUGUCUUCCUGCCCGUCCUGAGGAGGGACUCUGAGACUUCAUCACACACCAGGCAGGAGAGAGGCAGUGAGUCUGUGAUUCUUGGUCAUGUUCCAGCAGAGAUGCAGCCAACCCACAGUUCAGUUCAUUAUGGGAUCAUGAUGAGGAUGAGAACACACAUGAUGAGGAUGACAUGAACCAUACCAUCCUGUCCUGUUAUUGAAGCCCUCUUUUCUUUCUCCAGAGUGUCUAAGCUACAUAGAACUGGAAAUCUAACCAGUGUCUCAGAAUUCUUUCUCCUGGGCCUCUCAGAUGAUCCAGAACUGCAGCCUUUGCUCUGUGUCCUGUUUCUGUCCAUGUACCUGGUCACCAUGCUGGGGAAUCUACUCAUCGUUCUGGCCGUCACCUCUGACCCCCACCUCCACACCCCCAUGUACUUCUUCCUCACCAACCUGUCUUUGGCUGACAUCAGUUUCAUCUCCACCACUGUUCCCAAGAUGAUUGUGGACAUCCAAACUCACAGCAGAGUCAUCUCCUAUGAAGGCUGCCUGACACAGAUGUCUCUUUUUAUCCUUUUUGGGUGUAUGGAUAGUAUGCUUCUGUCUGUGAUGGCUUAUGACAGGUUUGUGGCCAUUUGUCACCCACUGCACUAUACAAUCAUCAUGAACCCACGCACCUGUUGCAUCUUCAUUUUGUUGUCUUUUUUUGUUAGCCUUUUGGACUCCCAGAUGCAUAAUGUGACUGUGUUACAACUUACCUGCUUCAAGGAUGUAGAAAUUUCUAGUUUCUUCUGUGACCCUUCUCAGCUGCUCAACCUUGGCUGUUCUGAUACUUUUAUGAAUAAUAUAGUCAGCUAUAUUAUCGUUGCCAUCUCUGGUUUUCUCCCUACCUCAGGAAUCUUUUUCUCUUACUAUAAAAUUCUUGUCUCCAUUCUGAAAGUCCCCUCAUCAAGUGGGAUGUAUAAGGCCUUUGCCACCUGUGGCUCUCACCUGACAGUGGUUUGCUUGUUUUAUGGAACAGCCCUGGGUGUGUAUCUCAGCUCAGCCAUCUCUCUUUCUCCAAGGAAGGAUGUAGCAGCCUCAGUGGUGUACACCGUGGUCACUCCCAUGCUAAACCCCUUCAUCUAUAGUCUUAGGAACAAAGACAUCAAAAAGGCCAUGUGGAGGUUCCUCAGCAGAACAAUCUCAGCUUAGGACCUGGCCACCCAUUUGAGUGUAGGCUAGAAAAUGUAGCAAAACAAAACCUGGAGAUGUAAAAUUCUACCCUUCUCAUGUCAUCAGUUUUGCAACUCUUAUGACCUUCAUGUCUUUCUUUGCUUUCCACCUGAAUAUUGUUUCUGUUUCUGGUUUAACAUGACGAUGGGAGAUCGAGGAUCCUUUGCGUGUCAUAAUCACUUCUUACCUGAAUUUCUUUAUAUCUAUGGAGAUUCUAUAAUUUAUCUUUGGUGGCACAAACAUCCUCGGAGAAUGAAUACUUCCCUUUCAAAAUAUUGAAAAUUCAUGAGUUUUGCACAGCUGUUAUAUCAUUUCCAUAGUAAAUUCUGUAUCUAUGUUUUAAAUCUGCACAUGCAGUUAUGGGUGAGGAGGUAUGUCACUGCUUCUCAACCUAGGCUUUUAUUGAAAAUAUCUAGGAAGAUUAAAGAUACUGACCUUGUGUUGCACCACCAGACACUCUAACUGUACUUGGUUAUGGCCUAAAUAUGAGGAUUUUUUAAAGCACUCAGGUGGUUCUAGUGUGUGGCCAAGAUUGAGACUACUGAUAUAAGUUAGAAUUUUCCUCAAAAGUGACCUUUAUACUUUGGGUCCUAACUGCUCAUGGGCAAAUGCUGAAGAUCCAGAAGAGAUCAGAGGUCAAAGGGUGGAAGAUAUGAAGAUUCUGCUGUAGUAACAAGCAAUGCAUUUCCCCCAUUAUUUCCAAUAAUCUUCACAUAGUGUAUCUACAUAUAUGCAUGGACCUUGCUCUGGGGUGGGAUGCUCAGAAUCACUGUUCUAUGUUGCAUCUUGGGUUGAUCUUACAUACUUUCAACAUGAUCUGUAAACAUCUCUUUGCCCUAAAUGUUCAGGUGAUCCCUUUAAACCCCUCAAACCCUUGGUGGAGUAGCUUCUUCCUUCACUUAUGAUGGCUAUGUUACUUCUUUUUCUUUCUUUUUUUACCUUUCAGCCCUUCAAUCACUAUUUAACUAACUCUCUGUUUUAAAGCUUUUCAUUAAAAUGAUUAACUGCAUUAUUCCUGGUUGACUGCC
Messenger RNA from Odocoileus virginianus texanus, 2364 nucleotides. Lineage: Eukaryota; Metazoa; Chordata; Mammalia; Artiodactyla; Cervidae. The record is from RefSeq and is a predicted model, not a curated record.